Solanum tuberosum (potato) is the source of this 616-nucleotide messenger RNA. RefSeq lists its product as uncharacterized. The record is from RefSeq and is a predicted model, not a curated record. Bases 122 to 616 code for a protein of 164 amino acids. Lineage: Eukaryota; Viridiplantae; Streptophyta; Magnoliopsida; Solanales; Solanaceae. The transcript has 4 exons.
GCCUUCCUGCUUCGAUUUUCAAUAUCAUUACAACUUCAACUAAUUCAAAUGAGACAAGUUCUGCAAGUCUAAUGAAUAACAAUUGGAAGAUUUACAUGGAAAGCAAAACCAAGAAUCACAGAUGCAAAAAGAAUUGGAUAACUUGAAAGAUAUCUUGACUUUUGAGAAGCAAAACUUAGAAAUGGUUAUUUAUGAUUGUGAUAAAUUCAGUUCGUUGUGCAAUGAAAAAGAUAUAGAGCUUAAGGCUGCCCUAUCAGAGAAGCGAAGCUUAGAAAUGCGGCUUCCAAAGUUGAGUUCUCAAGGUUCAAAGAAAACUAUUCCGAAAGAGUUGGUUGACGCAAAUAAUCAGGUCUUUGAAAAGAUCCAUGAAGAGUUGAAAGCUUGUUCUAUGUUGUGUACCGCAGAAGAAACAAAAAAGAGGCUUUUGAGUGAAAAAUCAUCACUUGAGGCAAAAAUUGUAGAGCUGGAAAAGAAGAAAUCAAGUGAGGUAUGUUGCCUAAAUAUCUCUUGUUUUGCAUUUUCAGCUCGAAGAGUUGUGAAUCUGAGUCAUACUGGUAUUAGAGCACUACCUUCUUCCAUCAAUAGUUUAUUUCACAAAAUUAUUCCAGGAGAUUAA